Molecule: messenger RNA, 3620 nt
Organism: Pteropus alecto (black flying fox)
Lineage: Eukaryota; Metazoa; Chordata; Mammalia; Chiroptera; Pteropodidae
Gene: TBX3
Product: T-box 3
Exons: 8
Coding region: 418-2658 (746 amino acids)
Biological process (GO): regulation of transcription by RNA polymerase II; central nervous system development; cardiac chamber development
Cellular component (GO): nucleus
Molecular function (GO): RNA polymerase II cis-regulatory region sequence-specific DNA binding; DNA-binding transcription factor activity, RNA polymerase II-specific
Source: RefSeq, a predicted model, not a curated record
GGGCUGGGGCGCGGUUCCUGGGACCCAGCGCCGGAGUGUCUGUUUCGAGCCGAGCGCCAGGGCUCGAGCGCGAGUCGAGAGCCUGUUCGCUCCCCUCGCCUCGGAAACCGACUUGCAGCAGCGGCUUUUUAAAAACGCAAGGCACAAGGACGGUCACCCCAGCGGCUAUGUCUCCUGAUCGCUCGCCUUGCCCUCUUUAAAAGCAGCGUUCUCCUCCCCAAAAGACACACUUACCCCCUCCCUUUGAGGUGCCUGAGUUGUGAUUUUUUUUUUUUGCCUUUUUUUCUUUUUCUUUCUUUCUUUCUUUUUCUUUUUUUUUCCUUUUAACUAUGUGCUGCUGUUAAAAACAAAAACAAAACAAAAACAGCAGCUGCGGACUUGUCCCGGGCUGGAGCCCAGCGCGCCCGCCUGGAGUGGAUGAGCUUCUCCAUGAGAGAUCCGGUCAUCCCUGGGACAAGCAUGGCCUACCAUCCGUUCCUACCUCACCGGGCGCCGGACUUCGCCAUGAGCGCGGUGCUGGGUCACCAGCCGCCCUUCUUCCCUGCGCUGACUCUGCCUCCCAACGGGGCCGCGGCGCUCCCGCUGCCGGGGGCUCUGGCCAAGCCGAUCAUGGAUCAAUUGGUGGGGGCGGCAGAGACGGGCAUCCCUUUCUCGUCCCUCGGGCCCCAGGCGCAUCUGAGGCCUCUGAAGACCAUGGAGCCCGAAGAAGAGGUGGAGGAUGACCCCAAGGUGCACCUCGAGGCCAAAGAACUUUGGGAUCAGUUCCACAAGCGAGGCACCGAGAUGGUCAUUACUAAGUCGGGAAGGCGCAUGUUUCCCCCAUUUAAAGUAAGGUGUUCUGGGCUGGAUAAAAAAGCCAAAUACAUUUUGUUGAUGGACAUUAUAGCUGCCGAUGACUGUCGAUAUAAAUUUCACAAUUCUCGGUGGAUGGUGGCGGGUAAGGCUGACCCUGAAAUGCCAAAGAGAAUGUAUAUUCACCCAGACAGUCCAGCUACCGGGGAGCAGUGGAUGUCCAAAGUUGUCACUUUCCACAAACUGAAACUCACCAACAACAUUUCGGACAAACACGGAUUUACUUUGGCCUUCCCAAGUGAUCACGCAACGUGGCAGGGGAAUUAUAGUUUUGGUACUCAGACUAUACUGAACUCCAUGCAUAAAUACCAGCCCCGGUUUCACAUUGUCAGAGCCAAUGACAUCCUGAAACUUCCUUAUAGUACAUUUCGGACCUACUUGUUCCCCGAAACCGAAUUCAUUGCUGUGACAGCGUACCAGAAUGAUAAGAUAACUCAGUUAAAAAUAGACAACAACCCUUUUGCAAAAGGUUUCCGGGACACUGGAAAUGGCAGGAGAGAAAAAAGGAAACAGCUCACCCUGCAGUCUAUGAGGGUGUUUGAUGACAGACACAAAAAGGAGAAUGGCACCUCCGAUGAGUCCUCAAGCGAACAGGCAGCCUUCAGCUGCUUUGCUCAGUCCUCGUCCCCAGCUGUCUCCACUGUUGGGACAUCCAACCUGAAAGAUCUGUGUCCCAGCGAAGGUGAGAGCGACGCGGAGGCCGAGAGCAAAGAGGAGCACGCCCCCGAGGGCUGCGACGCGGCCAAGAUCUCCACCACCACGUCGGAGGAGCCGAGCCGCGACAAGGGCAGCCCCGCGGUCAAGGCGCACGUCUUUGCGGCCGAGCCCGGCGGCCGGCCCCGGGACAGCGGGCGGAUGGAUAAGGCGUCGCCCGACUCGCGUCACAGCCCGGCCACCAUAUCGUCCAGCACCCGCGGCCUGGGCGCGGAGGAGCGCCGGAGCCCGGGCCGGGAGGGCGCGGCCACGUCCAAGGCCGAGGAGGCACGGGCGCUCCCGGGCAAGGAGUCCUUCGCGCCGCUCACCGUGCAGACCGACGUGGCCGCCGCGCACCUGGGCCAGGGCCCCCUGCCUGGCCUCGGCUUCGCCCCCGGCUUGGCCGGCCAGCAGUUCUUCAAUGGGCACCCUCUCUUUCUGCACCCCGGCCAGUUCGCCAUGGGGGGCGCCUUCUCCAGUAUGGCCGCUGGCAUGGGGCCCCUGCUGGCCACCGUGUCCGGAGCUUCCACCGGUGUCUCAGGCCUGGAUUCCACGGCCAUGGCCUCAGCCGCAGCGGCACAGGGACUGUCUGGGGCGACCGCGGCCACCCUGCCUUUCCAUCUCCAGCAGCACGUCUUGGCCUCCCAGGGCCUGGCCAUGUCACCUUUCGGAAGCCUGUUCCCUUAUCCUUACACGUACAUGGCCGCGGCGGCGGCCGCCUCCUCUGCAGCGGCCUCCAGCUCCGUGCACCGCCACCCCUUCCUCAACCUGAACACCAUGCGCCCGCGGCUGCGCUACAGCCCCUACUCCAUCCCCCUGCCGGUCCCCGACAGCAGCAGCCUGCUCACCACCGCCCUGCCGUCCAUGGCUGCGGCUGCCGGGCCCCUGGACGCCAAAGCCGCCGCCCUGGCUGCCGCCAGCCCGGCCUCGGUGGCGGUGGACUCGGGCUCGGAACUCAACAGCCGGUCCUCCACCCUCUCCUCCAGCUCCGUGUCCUUGUCGCCCAAACUCUGCCCGGAGAAAGAGGCGGCCACCAGCGAACUGCAGAGCAUCCAGCGGUUGGUCAGCGGCUUGGAAGCCAAGCCCGACAGGUCCCGCAGCGCCUCCCCGUAAACCCCUCCCCAGAAAAAGUCUCUUCAUUCCAGUCCAGUCACGUCUGCAGUGCACUUUGUUGGAUGUAAAAUAAACCCCGGGCGUGCAGUUGGGGUUAGCCCCGCUUUGUGCAGUCCUGUCUGGGAAGGGGUGCCGGACUCCCACAAGAGAAUGUGCCAGAAACAGGCCCUGUCUUUCUUGGCGUGGUGGUUUAUAUAUCCGGGAUCUGGCUCAGAUUCUGGGGUCUCAGAAAUGUCUGUUGCGCUGAGCUGUGGCGGGUGGGAGUUAAAACAGGUCUGUCCAGAGCACACCUCCAGCGAGGCUGGCCUGGGAGCCUGGGAAGGAAAAGGUAGCCAGACCCACUGGGAGGGGAGGUGUUGAAAGGCUUCUCCACCCCGCCCCCUCCACCACCCCCCAGUGCGGAUUUAUAUUUUUUUUUUUCCUUCACCGUGUCAAGUGGAAACAAAAACAAAUAAAAAUUAAAAAAAAAAAAUACCGGGGGCAAAUGAAUACAUUAACAUGAUUCUGUUUGUGAAGAUUAAAAACUUUAUAGUGACUUGCGUAUCAGUUCUAAAUAAAUUACUGAGCAGCAUAUUUUUUUCGUUGUUGGGGGGAGUUGCUGCCAGCCUUGUUUAGUCUCUAUUAAGGAAAUCUGUGUCUUUUUAAUAUUCUUGUGAUGUUUUAAGGGCCGCUAUAGGUCUCUUCUUGCAUGUUCCACCGUGAUGUAUUUGUGGUUUUUCAUUUUGAAUGCUUGCUUUUAGAGAGAAAAGAACAUGACCCCACAACUUUUCCCCAAUUCUCAUCGGCAGACUCCAAGGGGGAGGAUUUAAAGGGAAGGGAUGGGGAAGACACACACACACACACACACCAAAAAAUGAGUUUAUUUUAUCUAAGCUCUGUAGCCGGAUUCAUGUCUCUGGCGGUUCUUUCUCUUUCCUGUAUAUGCAAUAACAAGGUUUUAAAAAAAAAAAUAAUAAAGAAGA